AGAAGUCUUUCGGUAGAGAGAAAUUGCGAUAACGAUAUAAACCGAGAAAGAUAACAGUUAAGCCUUUCCUCUUGCGUAAUAUAAUUUGAUCCCGAGAAAGAGGAUAAGAAGUAGAGAAACAAAGAGACAGGUAAACCAACAGUAACGAUCUGUAGAGGGAAGCACUGGGACUUGGAACAACUGGAAGAAGGGGCGCAAUGUUCGGCAUGAUCAAGAAUUCGCUGUUUGGGGCCACCGAGGUGACGGAGUACAAACUGCUGAGUAGCGAAACCAAGGAGGGGGUGAAUUAUGAAGUACGACGCUAUGACGCCGCGCGGUACGCCUCUGUGUGCUCUGAGGGGAAGAGCUUUGACCAGGCAGCCAGUGACUGCGUGAAGAGGCUUCUGAUGUACACAGGCGGCAGCAACGAUCGAGGAGAGGGGAUGGGAAUGACGGCGCCAAUCGCCAUAACCGUCUUCACGAGGGACGACGGGGCCAUGUCACGGCGAUUCGUUGUCGGCCUCCGCCUCCCCUCCCGUUACCAGGACAACCCUCCCGCUCCCACUGACAGCUCUAUCAAGAUCGAGGACCGCCCAGGCAUGACCGUCUACUCUCUGCAAUUUGGGGGCUUUGCAGGGGAGUAUGAAUUUCGGAUGGAGGCGUCCCGCCUGACCCGGAUCCUGGGUGAGACUGCCCCAUACCAGCGCAAACAGUACUUCUGCUGCAGCUACGACCCGCCAAUCAAACCCUACGGCCGCAAAAACGAGGUGUGGUUUAUACAGGAGGAACCCUAAGCGAGAAGCAGGGCAUUGGGUUAG
Molecule: messenger RNA, 797 nt
Organism: Megalops cyprinoides (Indo-Pacific tarpon)
Lineage: Eukaryota; Metazoa; Chordata; Actinopteri; Elopiformes; Megalopidae
Product: heme-binding protein 1-like
Exons: 4
Coding region: 198-773 (191 amino acids)
Source: RefSeq, a predicted model, not a curated record